AUGAUCGUGGGCGGAGGCUACUGCACCUAUCAGGCUAUCAGAGACUACCCGGCGGGGGCUACAGGCUACCAGACACUCACCCAGCAGAGGCUACUUCUCUCGGGCUAUUGGAGAUUAUGUGUUGAGUGCAUUUUAUUCUCUCAGAGGCGGGCUACAUACAGGGCUAUCAUAGGCGAGGCUCACAUACCAGAGGCUAUCACAGGCUGGGCUACAUACCAGAGGCUAUCACGGCUGGGCUACAUACCAGAGGCUAUAAGCGAGGGCUACAUACCAGAGACUAUCACAGGCAAGGCUACAUACCAGAGGCUAACACAGGCUGGGCUACAUACCAGAGGCUAUCACAGGCUGGGCUACAUACCAGAGGGUAUCACAGACCACAACAUCUCUCAGACCACAACAUCUCCCAGAACACAACAUCUCUCAGACCACAACAUCUCCCAGAACACAACAUCUCUCAGACCACAACAUCUCCCAGAACACAACAUCUCUCAGACCACAACAUCUCCCAGAACACAACAUCUCUCAGAACACAACAUCUCCCAGAACACAACAUCUCUCAGACCACAACAUCUCCCAGAACACAACAUCUCUCAGAACACAACAUCUCUCAGAACACAACAUCUCGCAGAACACAACAUCUCCCAGAACACAACAUCUCUCAGCCCACAACAUCUCUCAGACCACAACAUCGCCAAGAACACAACAUCACUCAGACCACAACAUCUCUCAGAACACAACAUCUCUCAGACCACAACAUCUCUCAGAACACAACAUCUCUCAGACCACAACAUCUCCAAGAACACAACAUCUCUCAGACCACAACAUCUCUCAGAACACAACAUCUCUCAGAACACAACAUCUCUCAGACCACAACAUCUCUCAGAACACAACAUCUCUCAGACCACAGCAUCUCUCAGACCACAACAUCUCUCAGACCACAACAUCUCUCAGACCAAAACAUCUCUCAGAACACAGCAUCUCUCAGACCACAACAUCUCUCAGACCACAACAUCUCUCAGACCACAACAUCUCUCAGUACACAGCAUCUCUCAGAACACAGCAUCUCUCAGACCACAACAUCUCUCAGACCACAACAUCUCUCAGAACACAACAUCUCUCAGAACACAGCAUCUCUCAGAACACAACAUCUCUCAGACCACAACAUCUCUCAGAACACAGCAUCUCUCAGAACACAGCAUCUCCCAGAACACAACAUCUCCAGAACACAACAUCUCUCAGACCACAACAUCUCUCAGAACAGCAUCUCUCAGAACACAGCAUCUCUCAGAACACAGCAUCUCUCAGUACACAGCAUCUCUCAGAACAGCAUCUCUCAGAAGACAGGGCCCAGUCGUCUCGGGUCAGUGA
Molecule: messenger RNA, 1368 nt
Organism: Homarus americanus (American lobster)
Lineage: Eukaryota; Metazoa; Arthropoda; Malacostraca; Decapoda; Nephropidae
Product: mucin-4-like
Exons: 3
Coding region: 1-1368 (455 amino acids)
Source: RefSeq, a predicted model, not a curated record